UCGUGUCGAUUAUUGUGCUCUACUUUCGCGAGCUCAUUCUCUAUCGUUUGGGGCCUCUUUCAAUUCGCCGCUUCGACGUCAUUUCCGUACCCAGGAACCGCAACAUGAAGCCACGGAUAUCAACCAUCGCUACGGUCACGCGAAUCGCACACUGUCCACGAGCGUUCCCGAGUCCAAUCCUUUCGAAAACAUUUCCUGCACUUCGACCAUCUUAUGAUGGUGGUUCUGCAAGGCGUGCACAAUUGACCAGUUUCACACUCACACGGCAUUUGACAGGCAACGGGAGAAAGCACAAUGACUAUGAGAAGUCGAAUGCCCGACCAGCAAACGAGCUCAAUCAUGACAUUUCUCCGGAAGAAGAGGCAGAUUUCGAAGAGAAGAUGAAGACUCUCAAGGAUAAACAGAUUCGGACUCCUUGGCAGAGAGAGGGCAGUGACGUCCCACCAGUCGCGCGACAACGGAGUGCAGGAGCAAUGACAAAAGGAAAACUGCUCACAACUCCCUCUCGAAUGCUCAAACUCGUGCUUCCCCUAACCACAAGGGACGCCAAUUCAGACCGCAAAGAUGUCGAGCCACUCGCCCUCCUCGUCCACCCACAGCAACCUCUCUCCUACCUCGAGCGUCUCAUCCAGGCCGAACUACCCACAAUCGACAAAGACGGCAGAGAUCGUAUCCCUAAUGUUUACUUUCGUGCCGAGGACUCGAUGCAAGGCGAGUUGGAGCCCUCCAAACCCGCCAAGACGCCGGUAGCAACCGACAGCGAGCCGGUCAGCGAACAAGAGGGCGAGGAAGAUUUCGAGAAAGUAGAUGAAAUCCGGAUUAACGGCAAGACUGAGAAGACUGGAAAGCUGACGGGGCGUAUGAACAAGAGAACUCCCGAUGAAGCAGCUGAAUUGCGAGGUGGACACGGUGAGGGAGGUGUAGAAAGCUAUAGCGGACUGGGCCAGGAAGCUUCAUCUGACAAGCACGCUGAGCGGAAGUUCGUGCGCUGGUCUAGCUCUACGGAGAUUGGUGACUUCAUCCGGGAUGCUGCGCGUGGUCAGGAGUUUUCCGUCGAGAUUGAGGGCGCACCGCACGAUAUUCGGGUUGGUGUUCCCAGCUUCAAUGACCGAACAUACUAUCUCCGACAACGUCUUCGCAAGAAGAGUGAGGAGAUUGCUUCCUUGGCGGAGAUCAAGAAGGAAUGCGAUAAACUAGCACACAAGGGCGCCCAGCGCGUUGCUAUGGGCGGUUUCGGUAUCCUUCUCGGAUGGUGGUGCCUCGUGUACCGCUUGACAUUCCAGACAGAACUUGGCUGGGACGUCAUGGAACCUGUGACUUAUCUCGUCGGUCUUUCCACCCUUAUCGGCGGUUACGUCUGGUUUCUGUACCACAACCGUGAAGUCAGCUACCGCUCCGCCAUGAACUUCACCAUCAGCAAGCGUCAAGCCAAGCUAUAUGCCGAUCGUAACUUCAACCUUGAGCGCUGGCAGGCUCUUGUUGACGAAGGCAACGCUUUGCGCAAGGAGAUCAAGGCAGUUGCACAAGAGUACGACGUCGAGUGGGACGAACUACAGGACGAGAAGGACGAGAAGGUGGUCAAGGCCCUCAAGAAGGAGCGAGAGAAGAAGAAAGAGCGUAAAGCGAGCAAAGACUCUGAAUCCGAUGACGAGAUCAGCAAGGGCAAAGAUCACUGAAAUGCAACAACGUCCAUACAAACA
Molecule: messenger RNA, 1700 nt
Organism: Aaosphaeria arxii CBS 175.79
Lineage: Eukaryota; Fungi; Ascomycota; Dothideomycetes; Pleosporales
Product: DUF607-domain-containing protein
Exons: 2
Coding region: 105-1676 (523 amino acids)
Biological process (GO): calcium import into the mitochondrion; mitochondrial calcium ion homeostasis
Cellular component (GO): uniplex complex; mitochondrial inner membrane
Molecular function (GO): uniporter activity; calcium channel activity
Source: RefSeq, a predicted model, not a curated record